Pectinophora gossypiella (pink bollworm) is the source of this 817-nucleotide messenger RNA. It is a transcript of the gene Pym, whose product is annotated as partner of Y14 and mago. The transcript has 3 exons. The coding region runs from base 121 to 708 and encodes 195 amino acids. The record is from RefSeq and is a predicted model, not a curated record. Gene Ontology annotation, molecular function: RNA binding. NCBI's taxonomy places the organism in Eukaryota, Metazoa, Arthropoda, Insecta, Lepidoptera, Gelechiidae. Gene Ontology annotation, biological process: exon-exon junction complex disassembly. Gene Ontology annotation, cellular component: cytoplasm; exon-exon junction complex.
UUUACAAAUGUCAAAAUAGUUGCGCACGAAAAUAGCAAAGAAAAUAUUUUUUUCCGACGCUUACGAAAACAGUGAUUUCCAUUUUGUUAUAACAGAAAAUUGGAGUCCCGGGUCAAUGUCAUGAUGGCUACUACCACUUACGAACACGAUGCCGACGGAUGUAAAUUCAUACCGGCAACUCAGCGUCCGGAUGGUACAUGGCGUAAGCCACGACGGAUUAAGGAUGGAUAUGUCCCUCAAGAGGAGGUUCCUCUCUAUGAGAGUAAAGGAAAACAGUUUGCCGCUCGUCAGAACACUGGGCUUCCAGUAGGUCUUACACCGGAGAUCGUAGCUGAAUCUCAAAAGGGCAAAAAGAGUCAGAGUGGCCUUGUACAGCCUAUACCUGGUCUACUUGUCCAAGUUGAAAAGAAGAAGAAGAAAAAGAAGACAGCUGUUGAAGAAGCUGCUGAUAAGCUUGGCAAAUGUGAAAUAACUGAACCCACUUUCAGCAGCCCAUCAUCCUCAUCCCUGAGUAGCAGCUCUGGUACCACAGACCCUGCCAAACGGCUUAAAAACUUCCGGAAGAAGCUGCGUGAUAUAGAAUUCCUUGAAGAGAAAAUUAAAAACGGAACUCUCAAGAAUCCUGACAAGGAUCAAAAGGAGAAAAUGGCCAAGAAAAAUGACAUAAUCAAAGAAAUAGAAAUUUUAGAGAAACAAGUUAGCGAAUAAGUCUUGUGCACUCGUAAUUUUUAAUAAAGUAUGAGUUUUAAUGAAUGUGCUGUCAUAUGGUGAAAUACUGAAAUUAUGUUCUUCUUAUUAAUUAUAAAUUAUUUACAAA